AUCAAACUCCCUUCCCAUUUCAAAGAUCCAAUCUUUAUAGCCUCCCUCUCUCUCUCUCUCUCUCUCCCUUCUCCAGAGGGAAGAGGGAGCUGAGGAUUCUGCAAGAAGAGAGAAAAGGCCACAUUUUCUUGCAAAAACAAACAUUCCUUGACAAAGGCCCGUUCGAAAAAGAAAGGGGAAAAUCAUACUCCUAUAUUUUCCUCGGAUUUUCAGUUUCUUGAAAGCUUAUGCUCUGUCCCCCAUUUUUCUGGGGGAUGAGAUGAUUGUGUGAUUUCCACGAGUUUUGGUGUGGAAAAUGGGGUCUGUUGGAGGUGGAGAGGAGGUGGUGAGAGGCAAUGGGGAGAGGAUUAAUGUGUCGGUGCGUUUGAGGCCUUUGAAUGGGAGAGAGAUCUCGAGACAUGAUGCUGCAGAUUGGGAUUGCAUCAAUGACAACACUGUUGUUUACAAGAAUGCUAAUGUCUCUGCCUCGGAUAGGUCCAUGUAUCCAACUGCUUACAAAUUUGAUAGGGUGUUUAAGCCUGAUUGCUCGACAAGGGAAGUCUACGAAAGAGCAGCCAAGAACGUUGCAAUCUCAGUUGUUAGUGGAUUGAAUUCAAGUGUUUUUGCAUACGGGCAAACAAGCAGUGGGAAGACGUUUACAAUGACUGGAGUGACCGAGUAUGCAAUAGCCGACAUAUAUGAUUACAUACAGAAGCAUUCGGAAAGAGAUUUCGUGUUGAAGUUCUCUGCUUUGGAAAUCUACAACGAAUCCGUCCGGGACCUCCUCAGUGUAGACAGCACUCCUCUAAGGCUCUUGGAUGAUCCAGAGAGAGGGACGGUGGUCGAGAAGCUCACGGAGGAAACUAUAAGGGACUGGGAUCAUGUGAUUCAGCUACUGUCUGUAUGCGAAGCCGAAAGGCAAAUUGGAGAGACAUCCCUUAAUGAAGUCAGCUCCAGAUCUCACCAGAUAAUUCGACUGACAGUUGAAAGCUCGCCCCGUGAGUUUACAGGCAGUCACAACGUUGGCGCUUUUGCAGCUGCUGUGAAUUUUGUCGAUCUGGCUGGAAGCGAACGAGCAUCGCAAGCUAAUUCAGCAGGGACUAGAUUAAAAGAAGGCUGCCACAUAAACCGCAGUUUGCUGACGUUAGGAACAGUCAUUCGCAAGCUAAGCAAGGGCCGAGGCGGACACAUUCCUUACAGAGAUUCUAAGCUGACGCGGAUCCUGCAAACGUCACUGGGGGGGAAUGCUAGAACCGCCAUCAUUUGCACUAUGAGCCCUGCGCGCAGCCACGUUGAGCAAUCAAGAAACACUCUGCUGUUUGCGAGCUGUGCAAAGGAAGUGGCCACCAGCGCCCAAGUUAACGUGGUCAUGUCCGACAAAGCUCUGGUCAAGUAUUUGCAACGGGAGCUAGUGAGACUCGAGAGUGAGCUGAGAAACUAUCAAUCCAACAUCUCCACACCAAAUUAUCCCUCAAUGCUCAGAGAGAAAGAUCAUCAAAUUGCUAAGCUCGAGGAGAAAUUAAACGAGGUUAUUCUGCAAAGAGACGUCGCUCAAUCACAAGUGAAAGAUUUGUUAGAAAUCAUUGGAAAUGAAGAGUCCUUGACACAGGUAGAAGUGGGAGAGUACCCUCAACUUCGAGUACAAAGAUCACCCGACAGUAAAAUGGAAGAAGAGGAGAGACCUCACUCCUCGGAUGGUGAUGCAAGAACAUGUUCACCGGGCCACAGCAGGACGAGUUCAGAUGGUCAAAUAGUGAAAGUUCCGUGUUUUGAUGAGAGCUUCGUGCUUGGUAAUGCAUCACCGAUGAUCUUAGCUUCAAAUUCCAGCGACAGUUACUCAGAUCACGGUUGGGAGGAGACUGAGAAGCAAAGUAACGGAACGUUGGAGGAGGAUAUGUGCAGGGAGGUCCGUUGCAUUGAGACUGAAGAGUCGAGCGCUACAAAUGGCAAUUCCGUAUAUUCGGAAGAGGACACUGAAAUCCCUCCAGUUGAGGUAUAUGAAAAUGGACAUACGCAAGGCGUGGAAUCAUCGUCAACUCCUCUUGAAAACAAUGGAAUGAUCAAAGAGAAUGACUGUGCAAUGGAGGAGCAGUCACAGGAACACGAAGAGAGAGGCUCGUUGUAUCCUCCAUCCAAGGAAGCGAGAGAAUUUAGCUCGAUUCAUACACCGGAUUUCUCAUCUCAUGCUACACGUGGUCUGGAUCAAGACUCACCCUUAGCUACCUUCUUCAAAUUGACUAAGAGCAGAAGCUGCAGAGCAAGGAUUGCUGGCUUGAAUUCGCCUUGGCUCGAUUUUAGUGAGAUCACUUCUUCGAUUGGAUCAGAACGAGGGUACGUGGAUUUUGAUAAGAAACAGUCUCCACUGAUCUGUACCCCAUUCAUUCGAGAAAUAUCAAGGAAGGCUUCCCAGUGCUCACCCGACACCACUUUUGAUAUCGAGAUGGAUCCAUCCCAAGACAUGCAUUCCAAGAAUCAGUCCGAUGAAUCUCCAAAGAGGCGCGUUAAAGAUGUUGGUUCGGAUCCCAUCGUGGAUGAGCGCAGAGGUCUUUCAAAUUGGCCUGUCGAGUUCAGGAGGCUCCAACAAGAGAUAGUCGAGCUUUGGCACGCUUGCAACGUCUCGUUGAUACACAGGAGCUACUUCUUCAUCCUCUUCCGAGGUGGCGAUGCUUCAGAUGCUGUAUAUAUGGAGGUGGAGAUAAGGAGGAUGAAGUUCCUCAAGGAGAAAUUCUCUCGAGGCGAGAGCACCAUCGUCAACGGACAAUGUCUCACUCUGGCUCUAAGCCUAAAGGCGCUUCGCGAGGAGAGGCGAAUGCUGAGCACGAGGAUGUCAAGGAAGCUGUCCGAGCAAGAACGGGAGAGCCUCUUCCUGAAGUGGGGAAUCGACCUCGACACCAAGCUCAGACGGCUGCAGCUAUCCUACCGUGUAUGGACCAAGACGGACGACAUGGACCAUGUUUCCGACAGCGCAUUCCUUGUAGCGAAGCUGGUGAACUCGACGGAACACGGGCAGACUCACCACAAAGAGAUGUUUGGCCUCAACUUCACACCACGGCACCCGACAAGAUUCCACAACAGCUUUCGACGGAACCUGAUCUCGUUCCUGUAGAUCGAUUUUCGAGUCGUUCUCUCUACAUUAUAUGGAUUUUUGGGAAUGGACAUUGAAUUUUUACCAGGCUAGGCAAAUGAUGGUUGGUGUAAAGUUAGUAACUUACUACUAUUUUGACUCAUAGAAAGAGGGCUUGAAAUAACUAUGGAGUAUGUAUGUAGAGCCAUUGAUGAGAUAUAAUUUUUGUAUAAAUUUAUUUUUUGUUGGUAAA
Salvia hispanica is the source of this 3296-nucleotide messenger RNA. Its product is annotated as kinesin-like protein KIN-7E. Gene Ontology annotation, molecular function: ATP binding; microtubule binding; microtubule motor activity. NCBI's taxonomy places the organism in Eukaryota, Viridiplantae, Streptophyta, Magnoliopsida, Lamiales, Lamiaceae. The record is from RefSeq and is a predicted model, not a curated record. Gene Ontology annotation, biological process: microtubule-based movement.